Octodon degus (degu) is the source of this 4084-nucleotide messenger RNA. RefSeq names its product prominin 1 (gene Prom1). The record is from RefSeq and is a predicted model, not a curated record. Gene Ontology annotation, cellular component: microvillus; cell surface; prominosome. Gene Ontology annotation, molecular function: cholesterol binding. Bases 556 to 3156 code for a protein of 866 amino acids. The transcript is spliced from 27 exons. Lineage: Eukaryota; Metazoa; Chordata; Mammalia; Rodentia; Octodontidae.
CACAAACAAAGCCACCAGAGCAGGCGAGAAAGUCUAAAGGCCAGCAGGAGUCACCCAAAGCGCCUGGGAAACGGGAUUUUCAGGGAAGUAGCUACAUUCAGAGACCAGAGGAGAGGGCUCUGCUCCGGGAAAAGGCGACGUGCGCGUGCAGCCGCGGCGGGGGCCCGGGCUCUCGGCGCAGGAAGUACACGCCCGCCAGGUCGGGAUGGAUGCCCCUGGGCGCGCGGCCCCGCCGCUCGGCCGUCCAAUCGGAGCGCGGCCCAAGGCCAAGGCUUAGCUAUAUUUAAAUCACCGUGCGGGUCGGGAAAGGCACCUGGCCACGCGUUCCGUUCGGCGGCGGCGGCGGCGGCGGCGGGUGAGUGCGUCAGUGGGGACAGCGUCUGGAGUGAAUGAGCCCCUUGGAGAAUGUUCUCCUACAUCCCUUGAAGAAAGCUGUCCCCAUCCGGAGGCACAGAACACUGCAGAUCCUGGCCCAGGGGUGUUUGCUGCACGGGAAGGUGCCGUCUUCCUUGAAGCUAUCAGAAGCUACCUCAUGCUUGGGAGAUUCCACUAGCCAUGGCCCUCGCAGGCAGCAUCCUGCUGCUGCUGCUGCUGCUGCUGCUGCUGCUGCUGGCUCAAGGCGGGAACGCCAUCCCAGGAGAACAGCCUGCGCCCACAGAUAGCCCGGGGCAUCUGCAUUAUGAACUGCCUCCCAUGACAUACAAGACCCCGGACUCCUACACAGCCGGACCCAUGGCGGUUCUCUUCCAAAUGGUGCACGUGUUUGUCCACAUGGUCCAGCCGCACAGCUUCCCUGAAGAUAUUGUCAAAAAAAUCUUAAAGAAGAAGUUUGAGCCCUCAGCUGAUUAUGACAAGAUCACCUUCUAUGAGAUCGGCGUCAUCAUCUGCGCUGUUCUGGGGCUGCUGUUCAUCGUGCUGAUGCCAGUGGUGGGGUAUUUCUUCUGUGUGUGCCGCUGCUGCAACAAGUGCGGGGGAGAAAUGCACCAGCGACAGAAGGAAAGCGGCCCCUUCCGGAGGAAAUACUUCGCCGUGUCCCUGUUGGUGAUUAGUGUGCUUAUAAGCAUCGGCAUCUUGUUCGGCUUUUUGGCCAACCUCCAAAUGAGGACCUGGGUCCAAAGGACGCAGAACCUGGCGGAGAGCAAUCUGCAUGACUUUCGCAUGGUCCUGAACCACCUUCCAAAGCAAGUUGACUAUAUCUUGGAUCAGUUCAAUACCACCAAGGAGAGAGGGUUCACCGAUCUGGACAAUAUUGGUGAGAUGCUCGGAGGCAACAUUCACGACCGUCUGGCACCUCACGUGAUCCCUGUUCUGGAUGAGAUCAAGGCCAUGGCGACAGCCAUCAAGAAGACCAAGGAGGCCUUGGAGGCCAUGAACAGCAACGUAGAAAGUCUGAAGAAGGGAAGCGAACAGAUGAAUGAAAGCCUGACCGACGUGAGAGAAAGCACUGAGGUGCUGCUCAGCGGCAGCGAGUGCCGCAUAGACCCUGCACGGCAGAUCUGCAACAGCAUCAGGGCGAGCCUCAGCCAGCUGCAGGGCGCCCCCGGCCUGGACCAGCUCCCGUCUCUGGAUCAAGAACUUAAAAACAUUGAUAAUAUUCUUGGCAAUGGUUUGGAUGACCAAGUCAAUCAGGGAUAUGAAUUGUUCGAUGCUAUACCUGAGAAGGUGAAGACCCAGGCGGAGGUGGCCAUCCAAGAUGUCAAAGGUGUCCUGGAUGGCGUCAGUUCCCACAUCAAGAGUGUCACUGAAGACAUUCCUAUUCAGUCCACGCUGUCCAAUUUCACUGGUUACAUCAAUGACACUGAAGCUUACAUCCACCAGAAUUUGCCCAAGUUGGAAAAAUAUGACACAUACUGGUGGCUGGGAAGCUUGAUUGUCUGCUUCCUCCCGACCCUCAUCGUGGUCUUUUUUUAUCUGGGCCUGCUGUGCGGCGUCUGCGGCUUCGACAAGCACGCCACCCCGACAAGCAGAGGCUGCGUGUCCAACAUGGGUGGCGUCUUCCUCAUGGUUGGGGUCGGCUUAGUUUUCCUCUUUUGCUGGCUAUUGAUGACACUCGUCGUUCUUACUUUUAUCAUUGGUGUCAAUGUGGAAAAAUUGGUCUGUGAACCGUACGCCAACAGGAAGUUAUUCCAGGUGUUAGACACGCCCUACUUACUGAAUGAGGAGUGGAAGUACUAUCUCUCUGGCAUGGUACUCAAAAAGCCCAAUGUUAAACUCACUUUUGAACAAGUUUACAGUGAUUGCAAAAAUAAUAAAGGUCUUUACACCACGCUUAAGCUGGACAAUUACUUCAACGUCACUGAGGAGCUCAACAUUGAGAAGCAUACUGGAAACAUAAUGAGCCAGCUUGACCAUCUGAACUUACAACUCGACGGCAUUGUCCUGCUGGAUGCAGAAGGAAGAAAAAACCUUGAGGCCUUUGCAGCCUCUGGAUUACAGAAUAUAGAUUACGACGCCUACUUGGCCCAGACUGAAAAAAGCCCUGUUGAAGUGGAUCUUUUAUCAUUUGCAGAUGACCUGGAAGAAAAAAUAAAACCUUUGCCUGCAGGAAAUCUGAAGCAUGGCCUCCAAGCCCAGGCACAGGCUACUAGAAAAAUUCACAAUGAACAAGUCAUUCCCAUGGAACAGUCACUGAGCAAUUUAAAGGAAAAUGUCAGGAAUCUUCAACGCAUGAGCGAUGGAUUGACGGAGAAAAUGAACAAGACCCUUGACGCUUUGGAUUCUGCUCAGAGCUUCAUCACAAACAGUGUCUCCUCUAUUAUCAUUGAAGAAACUAAGAAGUAUGUGCGAAUAAUACUAGGGCACUUUGAACGUUAUCUACAUUGGGUCAAGAGUGCUAUCACUGAGGAGAUGGGGUCCUGCAAGCCCGUGACCACCGCCCUGGAUUCUGUCAUUAAUGUCGUUCUGUGUGGCUACAUUGUCCACCCGCUGAAUUUAUUUUGGUUUGGCAUAGGACAAGCUACUGUGUUAUUACUUCCAGCCAUAAUCUUUGCCGUGAAGCUGGCCAAGUACUACCGCCGGAUGGACUCCGAGGAUGUGUAUGAUGAUGGUGAAAUUCUACCCAUGAAAAAUAUGGAAAAUGGUAAUAAUGGUUAUCAUAAAGAUCAUUUAUACGGUGUGCACAACCCCAUUAUGACAAGUGCAUCUACUGAUAGCUGAUGUCAAAAUGGCUUGAGCCUCAGGACUCCCACCGUGGAGAGAAUCACAGACUUCUCAUGGCGUCCGGGCCGAUGAGAAUUUCCCCAGCCCAGGAAGAACUUCGGGGGCAACACGCACUCGGGCAGCCUCCAGGGCGUGGUGCCACUGGUUUCUGGGUGGUUCCUGGUUAGGAGUGAACACAAUUGCAUUUAUAGUCCAUGUGUCCAUCACUACUUAAGCAUAGUUCUCCCCUCUGUUGUUUAUUUUUAUUUUGUGCUUUUUUUUACAGUGAAUUUCUGUGUAGACACUACAAUAUAUGGGUGUUUCUUCCCACCCGACAUGUUUCUCUAAUAGCUCACCAGAUGAGGUAGCUGAGUCUCUAACUCGCUUCCCCCAUGGAGUGUGCUAAACACAUACCAGUUUACAGAAAAGAUGUAUUUUUUGUAUAGAAAAUUGUGUAUAUCUUUUACCCAGGAAGAGUUUUUUAAACAAAUGAGUAGUCUUCUAAAUGAGCUUACUAUCAGGCUAAUGUUGAUUUUUUUGGUGCUUUUGGAAAUAAUCCCUUUUCACUAAAAGCGUGUGAGGCAUAUCUUUCCACUCAGAUUGUCACCUUCUUUGUCAGUAGUUUGUUUCAAUGUUUAGAAAUCAAAUGAAAAAGCAACCACAAAGAUCUGCUUGACUUCUCCACCAAAUCCCAAGCAAGAGAGAGAGGGACGGAAUAUCUUGAGAGAAGGAAGUGUUGCUCAGUUAUGUUAAAAGAUGAUAAAAGAUGCCAAUUUCAGUGUACUCUUUAUGGAAAUUUUUUCAUUCAAAAGCUGGGCAUCAACUACAGUGUCAUCUGGUUGCAGGACAAGGAAAUACAAGAAGAUUCUGUCGUGGUUCUUAGAUUUGUAUCCAGCGUGAAGGAGGCCUUUGGGUUUGGUCCUAUUAAAGCGCAAGUCAGUAUGUA